AUCUAAUUCUUCUCUUCACGUCCUUUCUCCUCUUUUAUCAUUUAAAAAACGAAGCCGAUUCAAAUACUCUUUCAUCCUCUUCCAUUGAUCAGUUUCAAAGAGAGAAAGAGACGAUCACCAAUUCCAAUGGAUUUAGAUAUGGACAACGGAGGAAACAAGAGAGUCUUCAACAGACUCGGCGCCUCCUCUAACCAGAAAGUUUGUUACCACUGGCGUGCCGGCCGCUGCAACCGCUACCCUUGCCCUUACCUCCACAGAGAAUCACCUAGUCCAUCUCCAUUCUCCGGAUCAUCGUCUUCUUCCAACAACAACAAAAGUGAUGACUCUGGUUUCGCGGGUUCGAGUAACCACAGGAGAGGACCCGGGAGUGCUAAUAACAGCUGGGGGAGAUUCGGUGGGAACAGAACGGUGACUAAGACUGAGAAGCUUUGUAAGUUUUGGGCUGAUGGGAAUUGUCCUUAUGGGGAUAAAUGUAAAUACUUGCAUUGUUGGAGCAUUGGGGAUAGCUUCCCUUUGUUGACUCAGCUUGAUGGCCAUCAAAAGGUUGUUACUGGGAUUGCUUUGCCUUCAGGUUCUGAUAAGCUUUACACUGCUAGUAAAGAUGAAACUCUGCGGAUUUGGGAUUCUGCUUCUGGACAGUGUACAGGUGUACUCAAUCUUGGUGGGGAAGUUGGUUGCUUGAUUAGUGAAGGCCCCUGGCUAUUGGUUGGCAUGCCGAAUCUUGUUAAGGCGUGGAAUAUCCAAACCAAUGUGGACCUGAGUCUCAAUGGACCUGUUGGCCAAGUAUAUUCACUGGUUGUGGGUACUGAUCUGUUGUUCGCUGGCGCACAAGAUGGCUCUAUUUUGGUAUGGAGAUACAAUACUGCCACUAGCUGUUUUGAUCCCGCUGCAUCACUUACGGGCCACACCCUUGCAGUUGUUUCUUUACAUGUUGGAGCUAACAGACUCUACUCCGGUUCCAUGGACAAUUCUAUUAAAGUUUGGAGCCUGGAUAAUCUGCAGUGUAUACAAACGCUUACAGAUCAUACUUCAGUUGUCAUGUCUCUCAUUUGCUGGGAUCAAUUCCUUCUCUCAUGUUCAUUGGACAAUACUGUGAAGAUAUGGGCUGCUACUGAAGGUGGAAACUUAGAAGUGACAUACACUCACAAAGAAGAAUAUGGCGUGUUAGCUCUCUGUGGUGUGCAUGAUGCAGAAGCCAAACCGGUAUUGCUAUGCUCCUGCAACGACAAUACCUUGCACCUAUAUGACUUGCCAUCGUUUACGGAAAGGGGCAAGAUAUUAGCAAAGCAAGAGAUACGGUCGAUCCAGAUAGGUCCCGGGGGUUUAUUUUUCACCGGUGAUGGAACUGGUCAAGUUAAAGUAUGGAAGUGGAGUACACAACCAACUGCUAUUCAUCCUUAAGGUUUGGAACAGAGCCCUUGUUCCUCGCCAUUGUUUUACAUAUCUUUCUUCUGAUCCGAGUGUCUAUUUAUUCUUUUUUUUAUAUUCCAUCUUGUGAGAAUCAUUAGUAGCAUUGUUGAAAUGCUUAUGCAUCAAAGAGUUAAUUGAGAAUUGUCUGUAAAUGUUUGUCAAAUGGUCGUUCCGAUUGUAAAAUAACCGUUGGUUAC
Messenger RNA from Eruca vesicaria subsp. sativa (arugula), 1607 nucleotides. The record is from the annotation of a GenBank genome assembly. NCBI's taxonomy places the organism in Eukaryota, Viridiplantae, Streptophyta, Magnoliopsida, Brassicales, Brassicaceae.